AUGACGGAGGUCCGCGUCCCGCUGGGGGGCACGGCGCUGCUGCCCUGCAGGGUGCGACACCUGGCUGGCCGCCCGGUGGCGUGGGUGCGGCGACGCGACUGGCACAUCCUGACGUGGGGCGCCGCCAGCUUCACCAGCGACGGCCGCUUCCGCGUGCUCAGCUCGCACUCCGGCCGCGACUGGAGCCUGCGCAUCCGGCACGUCCAGCGGCACGACAACGGUACCUACGAGUGUCAGGUGCCGACAGGCAGCGGCACAAAGUCUCACUUGUUCAACCUCCACGUGGUGGUACCGAGAGCUGUCAUCCUUGGCCGACGCGAGUACCAUGUUGGCGAGGGCAGCACGGUCUCGCUGGUCUGCAUCAUCGAUAACGGUCCUCUGGUAGCGCAGUUUACCUUCUGGAAGCAUAACGAUCGCACGGUGGUCGCAGACGACGCCGCAUCCAAGGGAAUGUCUGUGGCGACGGACGCCGACGGCGCCAGACCGCACUCGCGGCUGCUGAUUUCCAGGGCGGACGUCACGCACGCCGGCAGCUACACCUGUGGUGCACCAGGCGCAGAUCCAGAUACCGUGCACCUCUUCAUCUCGCAAGAAAUAACUGAAGAUGAGAGAAAGUGUGCAGCGUUCGUACUGGACAUAACUGAUCAAUGGAAUGCAUCAAACAUCACAGAAGAAGAAACAUUAGAUAUCAAUGGACGCACACCAGGUGGAGUGGAAUCAUUCAUUUGUGAUUAA
This is a messenger RNA of Schistocerca serialis cubense, 735 nucleotides long. Its product is annotated as hemicentin-1-like. The record is from RefSeq and is a predicted model, not a curated record. Gene Ontology annotation, biological process: synapse organization. NCBI's taxonomy places the organism in Eukaryota, Metazoa, Arthropoda, Insecta, Orthoptera, Acrididae. Gene Ontology annotation, cellular component: neuron projection membrane. Bases 1 to 735 code for a protein of 244 amino acids. The transcript has 5 exons.